Tripterygium wilfordii is the source of this 2300-nucleotide messenger RNA. RefSeq names its product rab3 GTPase-activating protein catalytic subunit. NCBI's taxonomy places the organism in Eukaryota, Viridiplantae, Streptophyta, Magnoliopsida, Celastrales, Celastraceae. Gene Ontology annotation, biological process: positive regulation of GTPase activity. The record is from RefSeq and is a predicted model, not a curated record. The transcript is spliced from 14 exons. Gene Ontology annotation, molecular function: GTPase activator activity. The coding region runs from base 114 to 2165 and encodes 683 amino acids.
UCUUGAGCCUGAACCAUCUCUAUUUGCAAGAUCAACUCUCUCUCCCCCCCUAUGAACAUGCCUUCGAUUUCGUCACGCAUUUUUCUUUAACGUACGCAUCCCCCGCGCAGGAUAUGGAGGAGCACUCUUUUGUAUCCAAAGCGAAGACUGCCUUCCAUUCUGCAGCUGCUAAAGCGGAGCGCGUCUUCACGGACCUCAAAUUGGAUUUGGAAGAAUCGCCUAAGGAAUCAAAGAAACAAUUUGAAGAGGAAUCCCCUAAAAGCGAUAAUGACCCGAAGGACAAACAUAAAGGAAAGCAUUUAGAUUGGAGACCUGCACAUAUAGGGACAAAGAAGGAUUGGCAGGAUAAGUUGAAGAAUUUUAAAAUAGGGAAAAGAGGAGUUGAAGAUACCGAGAAGGUUGAAAAUCCAAACAUGGCUGUUCUAGUUUAUGAUGAAAAUCUAUACUUGCUGAACAUGAAAAACGAUCUUGAAGCAAAGGGUUCACAAGUAGUUGCUGUACUAGAACAAUUAAAUGGUACCAGGAUGGAUACCAUUCCUCCAAUGCCUGUCAUAAAGCAAUUGGCUAUAGCCAUUGAUGCUGGAAAAAAGUUUAAGUCAAUGAAAGAUCUUUUGGCAUCAACUGCGAAUUCAUCACCUGUUAGAGAGAGAGCAGGCUUGAGCCUUGCUGCAGUGAAGUCUCUUCUGACUCGUGACAAGGAGGAUAAGCUUACACAAGAGUUUGAUCGUGAUGAAAAAGUCCUAUCUCUGAUUCAUUUGUUGUUUGAUGCAGAGGGAAACUUUCUCAAACGGAAGCUUGACUCUGGUUCUGGUGAUUUUACAACUACCUCAUCUUUCCCAAGGGAUAUUCACGGUGCACCUCCUGAGAGUUUUGUUGUUAAGCUAGCCGAAGUUACAGGGAGCUUCAAAACCCUGCAUAAAAUGGCACUAUUUUGGUGUAAAAUUGUUGCUGAACUAAGGAGGCUUUGGUCUGAAGGGCAGCAUAUACCUGGCAUCCCUUUAGAUGGAAUUCCAGAUCUAAAUUCCUGUCUUCUAUAUCAGCAAUUGCAAGUUUUCAAUUGCUGUGUUUCCAGGGAUAGGCGACGUGCUCUUGCCACUGAAACCUUAGACUGUGUAGUGAAUGAAGCCAAUUCAAGUUCUGAAGAAUCUGCUGCAAUCCCGCUCUUGUAUGCUAGGAUUAGCACUGGAGAACUUGUUCUCCGACUAGGAGCUGAUCGUCCUGCCGAUGAUUUAGCAAUGCUGGAGACUGGCGAACCUGUAUACUGCCCCAUUACACAGGAGGGGCCUUUACUUACUGAAGACCUUAUUAGAGAAAACGAGGAAUUUGUGCUUCGAACUGGGAGUGUUGGAGCUGGGUGCUCUCAACUUCUCUCUGAUAUGCAGGCCUUCAAGGCUGCAAAUCCUGGCUGUAUUUUAGAAGAUUUUGUCAGAUGGCAUUCUCCCCCUGACUGGACGGAAAGUGAGGCAAGUAACGGGGGCGAUGACUUCUUUGAUGGAGGUGAUGCAUCAUCUACAAGAGGUCAACUAAGUAGACGAAUGCAGAAAGAAGGUAACUUGUGGAUUGAACUAUGGGAAACUGCAAAACCAGUUCCAGCUUUUAAACAGGCUCCCCUCUUUGACGAGGAUUUAGCAGUGGAAGGUAUUUUGAAUCACUUAGAGGACAUUACCCCUGCUGAGCUUUUUGAACAACUGUUUGUUUCUUUGCUCGGUUUGGGAUUCGUAAUGGCUGAGGCUAAUCUUCCCAGAAACAAUGAUUUGUCAAAGCUGUUUUAUGAAUGCAAAGACUUUGUCAUCGCCAUUUGCCAGGGCCGUAGCUGGAGUGAGAGAGUGGAUGAUCUUUCCCGGGUGUAUGAGACGGUGGAGAAAAUGUUGCUUAAUCCAGAGGAGCUCCUAAAGACCAUGAAGCAGGCAGAGGAAACCACAUUAAACAUCGGUGAACCAAAACGUAUGUUUAAGAAACUCAACCUGAAUUUCAUAUCCAAGGAUAGAAACGCGAGAAAACAAAAGGAUGAGAAGCAUUCAGUAGAGAGCCCUACUCGCCAACCGUUCUCUAAUUUCUUUGAUGGCAAGUCAUCUUUGUUUUCGAAGAAACCUCCUAAGCCAGAAAGUUCAUCCCCAGAUGACAAAACUCCUUGUCCGGACGAUAGCGAAUGGACAAUCGUUUGAUUGUAUACUUACACCCUUCUUUUUGAAUGUCUUUUGUUAAGCAGCAUAAUUUAUUAUGCAGUAAAUUGUAAAUUACUGGAAACAUUUUUAUUCAAUAGAAAUGAGGAAAUGAAAAUUUUUUCCUCAUAUUUGGAA